Corythoichthys intestinalis (scribbled pipefish) is the source of this 13506-nucleotide messenger RNA. It is a transcript of the gene cux2b, whose product is annotated as cut-like homeobox 2b. The coding region runs from base 8092 to 12489 and encodes 1465 amino acids. Gene Ontology annotation, molecular function: RNA polymerase II transcription regulatory region sequence-specific DNA binding; DNA-binding transcription factor activity, RNA polymerase II-specific. The record is from RefSeq and is a predicted model, not a curated record. The transcript has 22 exons. Gene Ontology annotation, biological process: regulation of transcription by RNA polymerase II. Gene Ontology annotation, cellular component: nucleus. NCBI's taxonomy places the organism in Eukaryota, Metazoa, Chordata, Actinopteri, Syngnathiformes, Syngnathidae.
CCAGUUACUUUGCCAAGUAACUAAUUACUCUUACCUUCAGGUAACUGAGUUACUCACCCAAUUGCUUUUUGGAAGAAGUAAUUCGUAACUAAUUACUUUUUAAACGUAAGAUUAACAACACUGGUCAUAAAGAUGAAGUCUGCAGAAUGAAAAGUGGCGAAAGCGGAGAUUUCAUUCUGCCAAUUUGUUGCCGAAAACAAUUUGCCUGCAACUAUUGCUGAUCGCUUCUCAGAAUUAGCAAAAGAAAUGUUCCCUGACUCAAACAUUGCAUCAGUAUGUUAAUUUUAUCAAUUGACCUUUUUAAUUUAUAAUUGGACACACUAACGAACUACCUUCAAGUCAAACUGAAUUGCGGGCUGAAGUGCAGCCAUCAAGACAUGAUAGAAAUUGUCAAAAGUGCUACAUACAAUUAUAGCAAAAGUCACUGUUAAAUUUUAGUAAUCAUGAUGUAGCUGAAGAUAUUGAUUGCUAUUUGAUUGCAUCAGGUUAUUUGUUACAAUAUUACCAAUAAAUUCAUAUUAUUUUAAAAAUUGAAUUUUUGUUUCACAUUGCAAGCUAUAUACGACGUAAAAUGAGUCACCAAUUUGUAAGAGCAUACGUCACUAUUUGUAAGAUUGCCAAAGGCCUCGGGUUGACAGGUAUGUAUAUAGAAAUCUCAAAAUAUUUACAAAAAAAGAGAGAAAAAAAAAAAAAAAAUAGAAUAUGGAACCCUGUUAUUAUCAUUAAGCUAGAUAUUUGAAGAAAAAACGGAUUUUAAAAAAAAAAUCAUUGAUCUGUAAGAUGUGCUAUCAAGGCUUAGUUUAUUAUUAUUUUUCAAAAAUUUUGGAAUUUCACCCAAUUGAAUGACCAUUUAAGGCUGCUUCAACUUCAGAGAUUCAGAGCUUUAACUUUGACAGCACUUCUAUAUAUACUGUAUGCAUUUUGAGGUAGGAUUGUCAGGUCAGUUGCAGAUGAUGGCUAAAAGCAAUAGUGUUGGUCUUUGAUAAAGCAAACAUAAACAUAAUAAUCUAGAGCCGUUCCUCAUUCAGAAGUUAUAUUGCUAUCCCCCAUUGCCUCAUAGCCGCGGCUGUGCGUCCAGCGUCCGUCUAGACGUGCGGUAUCAUUAACCUGCCGCGACCUCUACCUCUGUCGAAUUGGCUCUCGCAUCCCCUGCAGUCUAGCCACAGAAGCUCCUCCUGUCCGCAGGGAGCUGGGGCUCCUCUGGACCGUCCAUUAGAGCCACUAGCCUCCACUGCAAGCUUUAAUAGGCCAAGUGUCCGGAGCAUCUUACAGACUGCUGAAUAAUUCAGAACGUCUGGGCAGUGUCUAGUCCCGGGGCACGGGGAUGUGAACUGGGGUGCAGGGGUUAAUAACAGGUCUGUGAGUAGCUGCUCAACCCCCACCACCUCCGACAAUGCGCCCAGCCCCUCCCAUCGUACGAAACAAUCCUAUUCAGUUGAUUAGAUUUUUCAAAAUGGAUCAAUUUUUAAUCAGCGGAGCAUCUGACUAUGGUCAAUACUAUCGUGGCUGGGAAGACAGUUGCUGGACAGCUGUCUUUAUUUGUAGGAAUGUUUGUGUGUGUUUUUUUAAAUGACACAAGAACAUAUGUAAGAAAUGGUGAGCUCAGACCAAUGAAGUCUUACAUUUUUGUCAGUGCUAUUUUACUUCAUGUAACAUCCAACAAAGCUAGUGCUUUCUUAAUGUGACAUUUAGAUGCCUCAUCAUAGUAUUGUCUCUCUAAACUAAUGAAAUAAAGCUUUCGUAUCUGCGUCCACAUCAGUAGUUAGUCACGCGCAUUGAAGGUAGGCCUGCACAAUAUAUCGUUUGAACAUCGCCAUUGCAAUGUGCGAUGUCGCACUGCAUUGCAAAAUGUGCAUUUUUUUAACAUGUUAACUUUUGUUUUACUUCAUCAAAUCAGCAAGUGUGCAUAUUUUGGAUCCCUUUUAUAUACAGCAAGCCUGGAUUAAAUGGCAUUAUAUUAAUCAGGGAUGUCCCCGAUCUGAUCACGUGAUCAGAAAUCAGGCCAAUUGUGCCAUUUUUCAAAGGAUCAGAAUCAGGUGAAAAGGAUCGAGUUUGUAAUUUAAAAAAUACGACUUCCGCGAUUUCGACUUUAUGACGCCGGAGUCUCGUCCGCCUUUUUGUCUACAGUGGUUUUUUUAGUUGUUUUUUUUUUUAAAUCGCAUAAACAGUACCUUAUUGUACCUCACAGUAUCUUAUUUUUUAAUUUACUUUAUUAAUAUGACGUGUUCUAUACAGCUUCACAGACAUCAAAUUAGGCAAUUGUGCUUUUUGAAGCUUUUUACUUCCUCCACUUUUGACAAUUUGUAAAGCCGUAACACACAUAUGUACACUUAUGUUCAAAACUGCAUGCAUUUUAACAAUAAAACACUUGACACAAAACAAUUGAUGUUCAAACAUCCAUCUAGUCUGGUCAAUAUUGAAAUUUAGUAGAUUAAGUUAGCCUAAUUUGCCUAACAAAAGUCAUCUAGCUUAAAUGCUACGAAAGCUAACAUAUUUACGAUUUUCAUAGCAAAUCGCUCACACGUAACUCCACAAACAGUAGCUGUAAACUUAGUUACAAAUUCAUUCACAAACAUAUAUUAGCGGAAACAACUAACAGCCUUAUGUGGGCCAAACCACGAAUUUUGUGACUCGGGGACCACCUGUUACAUGUUAAUUGUUUCCAAUCAGUCAGGCCUAUCCCAAACAUGGCUAUCCAAGUUUUGUGGUGAAAAUUCUUCUAGUAUUAAUAUCGCAAUAUAAUAUCGCAAUAUAUCGCAAGCCCCCCAAAAAUCGCAAUGACAGUUUUUUCCAAUAUCGUUCCGGCCUAGCUGAAUGUAAUGGUGAUAUUUAGGCUAUACACAAUCUGAAUUUUUGGGGCUGAUCACCGAUCAGAGAGUUUGAUUUUCUUCCCUGCUGUGCUUCUUGAAUUCGUCGUGCUCUUACCCAGAGCAUAUCCCAACCAAACAAGAUUGUGUCGGACAUAAUAUCUUAAUUUGUGGAUCCCUAUCGGCACCUCUCUGGAACAUUCUGCAUAUUUUAUCACAAGCAUUCUGAUUUUGUCAACAUUUAUGUCUCAGUCAAAACAAGCAGGCGCCACCGACCAACAGUUUUCGGUUUUGAAUAGUUUGAAGUUGGAAAUUUUCAACAUUUUAUUCAACAUGUCUUGUUAUGUAGUGACAGUAUUGUUUGCAGACAGACACAUUACAAGAAAUUUCACUUUUAUGGCCCUUUAGCAGAGCAUUAAAACAAAAAUAAUGUAUUUUUGAGGAUAUUUCAUAAAAUUGUUGCGCACCCAAAAUGCAUAGUGCUGAUGUAAUUAAUGUUUAUGUACUAGUCUGUAAACCAUUAACCUUAGAAACUCUACUCCAUUUAUGUAUUUUAUGUCUAGACAGAUAUGAAAUGGCCAUUGAAACUUGGUCACUUGCUGCUGUAAUUAUCACACCUUUCCAGUGAGACUUAAAUUCAAAUUGCACUGUAGCACCGAACACUUGGAUGUUUUUUUUUUUUUUUUUUUUUUUUUUAUGACUACAUCUAUGUAACUACAGUAUAGCUUGGCAAAGUUUUCAAAUGGCACCUCUUAGGAAAGCCAUACCCCUUAAUUACUGGUCAUCCAUAUGCCACCUUUAUAUGCAGUAUAUAUACAUAUAUAAAUAAAACUGUCCUUUUAAGCAAUAAUAUGUUUUAGUAAGCAAGGUCAAAUAAUCCAACAUGGUGUAAAAUCAAUACUGUUCUGUCCUGAUGGGAGUAAAUCAUUUAUCAAAGUCAAAAGGAUAGAUCAAUAAUAUCACAACACAUAGCACAAACACAUUGCGUAAAAUGAAAAAGCCAUCCUAUUUAAAAUGAUUACUUUGUCACCCACAUAUCUAAACCCACCCCAAAAAAUAUUAUUGAGGAGAGUGAAAAUGCAAACUAGGUUGGGCUUUUGUUGAUCUUCUAUACAUCAGCAUUGUGAUGUAAGAGGAAAAAAAAUACCGGCAUUAAAAGCUGAAUAGACUUUGUUGGGAGUUCGAGACAAAAGAAACUCAGUGUGUCUUAAAUAAAUCAAGGACCGUAAAUAUAGUAAAUGUAAUUUGCAUUCGAGGUACCUUUUGGCUUAACCGUGUCUGAUUGGUGCUCAUGAGUUGAAUGCCCACAGCUGCCGAUUUUCUCUUGAAACACACCACAAUCCAAAAACGUAUUUUGGCAUACUUAACCAAGAUCGCAGAGUUUUAGAAAAUAUACUGAUUAGACAUGUGCUGAUUACCAGUUUAGUGGUAUAGAGUUAUAUGAAAACGUCACGGUUUCAAAACCGCAAAAAUUUUCCGUCAUACCGUCCCACGGUAUUAGCUAUUUUUUAUGUCCCAAAAAUGCAGGGAGAAAUCCUUUGCUUUCAGGUGCAAGGCUCAACCCUCCCCCACCGGUUGUUGCUCAGUGUCAGUGAGUCAGCUGUGCUACACGGUGGCUGGAGGAGGUAAAACUACUGAACUUUUUCCCCCAUUGAAGAAAAAGAAAUCGUCGGAAUGGGAAUACUUUGGCUACAAAAAAGUUAAAGACGGCCACGGCUUAGAGGAGGAUGGCCAACCGACAUACGAAUAUGAAUACGUCCAAUAUGAUUUCGCAUUUAUACAAGAUUAAAGGUUAGUAAACACUGUCAUGAACGUUUCCCACUAGUUAUGAGACUUAACUCCAGCAUGUUUAGUGUGUCUAGCGGAGGUAAAACGUGGUGUUUUUAUUCUCUUAGGCAAAUGUCUGUGUUGGGAAAGAGUAUGUGUAUAAUGUAAACAUGAUAUGAGUCAUACACAUGUGCUUUUUAUGGAAAAUAAUUAUUUUUGUUCUGAUAGUAAUAAUGUUGAGAUGUGGCUGUGUGUUUAGGCUCACCUAAAUGUCUGCAUUUAUUUUAAUUUGAUUUAGAAUAUUUUAGUUUUUAUUUUUUAAUUUUAACUUAACAUAUGUUCCAAUUUGCUAAUGUUUUGAAAAAAAAAAUCCUGUUGAAAGGAAAAAAGUUUUUUUUUAACCUAGAUAGGUCAAAGUAACACAUUUUAGAGUUGCAAUUGAAAUACCGUGAUACCUUAAAACCGUGAUAUUAUCAUACCGUCAGAAUCUCAUACUGGUACAUGCCUAGUAAUGAUAUGUUAUCAUGAUUCACUGUAAUUUAAUGCCUUUUGAUAGAGACAGAACAUGGGUGUCAAACUUAUUUCUGUUGCGGGCCACAUCGUAGUUUUCGUUUCUCUCGGAGGGCAAUCAUGACUGCGAACCAGUAUGACCGUGUCAUAGUUGCACGUGCAACAAAUUGAAUGAUAACUUUUGAAGUAAGAAGUCAGUAAAAACUCCAACUAUUAUUUCAUUUAUUUGUGAAACGGGUCACUGAUAACAUCAAAUGCUCGCGAUGUCACUAGAGGCGUGCGAAAUUUCCGAUUCUUAGAUUAUUCGCGAUUCGGCCGUGGAAGUUUCGAGAACGAUUCACAAACAUCCAAAUUCAGAUUAUUGAAUGAUACAAAGUAAAGCGGACAUAAAACACAGUCAGUGCGGUCUACGGGACGCAAUGAGGAACAGACCGAGAGUAAAUAUCAUGUUCAACUCAUGCCGCUAGAUCAAAAAAACAAUAAUACCUGGCUGCGUCCGACAGCCGCUACAAACAGCGCCCAGUUGCUAGUUGCUUCAAACAUACGGCUAUGGUAGAUAUCAAAUAUAUCUAGAACUAGAUGCGAAAUUACAGAAGAAGGCUGCGUUAGAACAUGUACAAAAAAACUAGAUGCGAAAUGACAGACUUGCCGGCGCUAGUAAACAGCCGCCAUCUUAAAGCAGUAGACUUCUCUAGAAGGCUCUGUUGUAUCGAACCUAAAUAAUUUUUAUCUAAACUACCCCUAAAUCGGCAAAAUCUUGACUUGAAUCAGUCUAAAUGAUGAAACACUUUUAAAACUUUGACAUGUCGAAAGUAGACAGAAGGGAAAUUAUGGAAUAACUAGAGCAGUUUUAACAACUUUAACUGUUGAUUCACAACAUUAAAUUAAUUGAAUGUAGUUUAAAGUUGCUGAUACAGAAUGGGGACUUGAGUAUUUUAUUUACUGUUAACUUGAUACUGAAAUAUUAGUUUGCUUUAGCCUGAGAGGAGUUUUGAACAAUUUUAGAACUACCGUAUUGGCCCGAAUAUGAGACUGUGUUUUUUAGAUUGAAAUAAUACUGAAAAAGAGGGGGUCGUCUUAUAUUCACGGUCUAAACAUUAUACCCAUUCACAACGCUAGAUGGCGCCAGAUGUCAUUGAAGCGAUGUUCUGUCAUGGAAGAUCUCAGCUACUCUCAAGUUUAACUAGUUUGUUAGCUAACUAGUUUAUUUUAUUGCAUUUUUUUUUUCCUUAUACAGAUUUGUUUCAAGACUACAGUUACAGUUAGACUUCACUUUGAUGGUUAAUGCCGUUAUUGCAAUUUUGUUGUUUUAUCACAAUAGAUUGGUUUAUUUACAUUUCAAAAACCAGAAGCCAUUCAUUUACGAAUGUGAUUGCACUUUAGUUUACAUAUUUAAAUGUUCAGGUAUUAAGAUUUGAAUGAAGCAAAAUAAAAUGCUUUUUCUCUCAAAUAUAUUGUUAGAAUCAUUUGUUUCGGAUGUACUGUAAUUAUUUUCUGUAUAAAAAUUAAUUUGGUGUUCAAAAAGUCUUUUUUUUUUUCCAAACUUGAGCCUUGAAAAAGAGGGGGUCGUCUUAUAAUCAGGAUCGUCUUAUAUUCGGGUCAAUACAGUAAUGUACAAAACAUUAAAAGCGAAUAUAAUCAAAUCGGAGCCUCUUAAUCGUAAUCGUAAUCGAAUCGCUAGGUGCCCAAAGAUUCCCACUUCUAGAUGUGACAUUUAAAAACUAGGGCUGUCAAACGAUUAAAAUUUUUAAUAGAGUUAAUUACAGCUUGAAAAUUAAUCAUAAUUAAUCGCAAUUCAAACCAUCUAUAAAAUAUGCCAUAUUUUCCUCUAAAUUAUUGUUGAAAUGGAAAGAUAAGACACAAGAUGGAUAUAUACUUUCAACAUACGAUACAUACUGUAAGUACUGAAUUUAUUAUAACAAUAAAUCAACAAGAUGGCAUUAACAUUAUUAACAUUCUGUUAAAGCGAUCCAUGGAUAGAAAGACUUGUAGUUCCUAAAAGAUAAAUGUUAGUACAAGUUAUAAAAAAUUUUGUAUUUAAACCCCUCUUAAUGUUUUCGUUUUAAUAAAAUUUGUAAAAUUUUCAAUCAAAAAAUAAACUCGUAGCCCGCCAUUGUUGAUGUCAAUAAUUACACAAUGCUCAUGGGUGCUGAAGCCCAUAAAAUCAGUCGCACCCAAGUGCCAGCAGAGGGCGACAAAACUAAAAAAAAAAAAACACAAGUAACAACCGCCCGUUAACGUGAUAAUUUUGACAGCCCUAUUAAAAACAUUAAGACAAUAUUCAAUUUUGGCAUUUUAGCAACAAACAUGAAGUCGAUGCACAUAAUUCACUUUUCAUGCGCAACAAAUUAUGAUUUGGUAGGCAUGAUCUGGCCCCUGGGCCUUGAGUUUGACACCAGCGUAUUAGGACAUUUAAUUGCAGUCUUCUACAAUGUCACAAUUCUAGAUUUCCCUGCUAGUUUCAAGAAAUACUUUGCAGUUUUUGCACUGAAAUAAAUUGUAACAUCGCAGAUAUACUUGUAUGUAGAGCAGCUGUGUCUAAUUUUAAGUUAAAAAAAUUGUCUACUAGAUGGAUUUGCGUUGGAAGUGCAAGAGCAAUAGCGUCACUGCCGUUGUGUCGCUGCUCUCUUGCCCUCUAACCAUGUGUGCCCCGGUUGUCUGUUUAAUAUGCAAAGGCGGUCAUUCAGGGAGUCAUUCCGGACCAGUGUAAACGAAUCGGCUGCAAUGAUUAGCUGGGCUGCUGAGGAAGUGUCUAUCAUUUUGUUAGUACAUUUGGAGAAGAUCCGCCCCUCCGAGCCCCCACGGCCCAAGUCAUCAUGUUGCUCACUUUGUGUUGAGGACUGCCUCUGAAAAGCACCCAAACAACAACCGGAGUAAAUACACUAGGGAGCUCAACUCUGUAGCGUCUGAGCUGGCGGGUCGACAAGAGGAGAGUGAACAUUCUCAUAAGCAUCUGCUAGAACUGAGCAGGGAGUUCAGGAGAAAUGUACCAGAGGAGGUCCGGGAGAUGGUGGCACCAGUUCUCAAGAGUUUCCAAGCCCAGGUGGUCGCUCUGAACAAGCGCAGUAAGGAGGCUGAGUCUGCAUUCCUAGGAAUCUACAAACAGCUUAUUGAAGCCCCAGAUCCGGCUCCUGUACUGGAGGCCUCGCACACGCUGGAGGAGAGGCUGCAGGAGCUUCAGACUAAAGUCCCAGAUAGUGAGGCCUUGGCACGCGAGAUCAGCGGGCACGGCAAGAAACGCCUGGAGUGCAUUGAAAAGACAGGACCCACAAACAACGGCUUCGCGGACACAGCAAAAGCUGGAGACCCCUGUGAAUCGAGCUCUCCAGCCCCUGAUAUGACCCCCAAUAGCACGCCAACUCCUGGAGCCCCAGGCUCUCCGCAGGAGAUCUACCAGGACCAAACUGAGGGACAAGGGGAGGAGGAAAAUGUUGGGGUUAGUUUGGCUGACAAACUGUCAGAGGCUGAGGAGAAAAUCAAGAUUUUGCAUUCAUCUUUGGAUACUUCACAGACAGAGCUUCUCGACCUGCGGUGUAAAUAUAGCCAAGAAAUGACAAACAAGGUAGAAGAAGUCAGCAUCAUUAUGGCCAAACUUGAGAAGGCAAACCAGAGAGCAGAAAUGGCCCAGAAAGAAGUGCAGAGGCUAAAGGAGCAGAUAGUCAGUGGGCCGAGUGCCUCUGCAGGGGGCUGUCAACUCAUAGAGGGCACCCCUGGCACCGGCAAGGAGAACAACGAGAGCGGCGAGGCUGUGCCCUCCAAACUCGAGGCCACUCUGCUCGCAAAAGACCGUGAAAUCAUCCGCCUUCUUGAAAAUAUUCAGCGGCUUCAGUUCACGCUACAGGAGGUGCAAGAUACCUCAGCCAAUCAGAUCAUAGAGCUGGAACGACAGUUGGCCUACAAGACAGAAGCUAUUGAGAGAUUAGAAGCAAAACUGAAAUCCCAAAUGGAUUAUGAAGAGAUUAAAACUGAACUCAGCAUCUUAAAGGUAAUGAAGCUAGCCUCUGUGAAUGGCAGCUCUUCCCAGGAUUCUGUAAAGGCCACAGAGGCGCUUCUGCUAGAUAAAGAGGCAUUUCUUCCAUCUCACAAGUACUUGAUGGAAAAGGCCAGGAUAUUGCACAGUACUGAUGAUGACCAGUCAGAGGAAGGAGGUAGAGAAACAGGCAGGCCUCCUGGCUCACACUCAUCAUCCUCUCAGGUGGACACUGGUCACACCUCUCCCAGCCCUUGUCGUCCCACGUUAGAUGGCUCGUCCUCCAGCCACGAUCUUACCCGGCCCUUCUCAGUGUCGCCGUGUUCUGGUGACCGACUAUCAGGGGACCACUUACUCCACAAGCAUCUUCUCUCCCCCCAUUUUAAAAAGGAGGGCCAUAUGGCUUUUCCCACUGCACUCUACGCGGCCAAGGUGGCCCUCAUGUCAGCCACUCAAGGUUCCGGAGGCAGUGACACAGGCUUACCCAGUGACCAAUCCGAAAGCGGAGGCUCAACCGCAGGGGAUGACGACCAAGUCGACACGGCGGAGAUUGCCUUUCAGGUGAAGGAGCAGCUGCUGAAACAUAACAUCGGCCAGCGCGUGUUUGGCCACUAUGUGUUGGGCCUCUCCCAGGGCUCAGUCAGUGAGAUCCUGGCCAGGCCCAAACCCUGGAGGAAGUUGACUGUGAAAGGCAAAGAGCCUUUCAUUAAAAUGAAGCAAUUUCUCUCUGAUGAGCAAAACAUCCUGGCACUUAGGACUAUCCAGGUCCGUCAAAGAGGGAGCAUCACUCCACGCAUCCGAACUCCAGAAACUGGGUCAGACGAUGCCAUUAGGAAUAUCCUGGAGCAGGCCAAGAAGGAGAUUCAGUCCCAGAGGGGAGGGGACUGCAAGACUCCCGUGCACACCAGCUUGGGCAGAACCAGUAACGGGGCAAGCAACAGCUCUGACGAAACCAUUAAAAAUAUUCUACAACAAGCCAGGAGGGAGAUGGAAUCCCAGCAACAGGUCUUGAUGGAUAUGGAAGGCUGCGGAAGAGCUUCAGCAGUUGGCACAGGAGCCCAAGUGGAACUUCUGGGGCCCCACGAUCGUUCUAGAGGCCUACCUUUGCCCAUCUCCAUUAAACAAGAGGAGGGUGGCUGUGUUACUGUUUGCAUGGCCAAUGCCAUCAGCAGCCCCCAGACACCCCUCAGUGUCCUCUCUCCAGCGGCCUUCGUACAGAAUAUCAUUCGUAAAGUCAAAUCAGAGAUCGGCGAGGUCGGCACUUAUUUCGACCAGCAUUGGUCUCAGGAGCGCGGCUCGAUGGGGCUCAGCGGCAUGGGAAGCUCCCAGCCCUUUAAUUCUAUUUCCCCCGCUGUGUCUUCUUCUUCCUCGGGUCCCUCCGCAUUGAACCGGCCCUGGCCGCGCCUGGAGAAUGGCGAAUGUCUCAGCGAAGAAGCCUCCGCCGCUGAAGAAGAGCUGGGACCCGGUCGACCCAUGGAGGUGAAGGUGGAGUCGGACACCUCGAUCAGUGGCGAGUCCCCGGGCCCGAGCCCUGGCCGCCUUUCUUACUAUCCGCCGUACGUUCCGCGGGCUCUCAAGCCCACCGUCCCGCCGCUGACUCCCGAGCAGUACGAGUUGUACAUGUACCGAGAGGUGGAUACCAUUGAGUUGACCAGGCAAGUGAAGGAAAAGCUGGCAAAAAAUGGCAUCUGCCAGAGGAUCUUUGGUGAAAAAGUACUUGGACUUUCUCAGGGUAGCGUAAGUGACAUGCUUUCACGGCCCAAACCCUGGAGCAAGCUGACCCAGAAAGGCAGGGAACCCUUCAUCCGCAUGCAGCUCUGGUUACUUGAUCAACUAGGCCAGACCCUCAAUCAGGCCCCGCACCAGGAUAAAAGUCCAGUUACGACACAGUCUUCACCUUCCCCACCCCUGAGUCCGGCAGGGGGUCAGCCGAGUCCACUCGUUGAGCCGGUGAGCCUCUCCCUGGAGAGCAGUAAGGAGAAUCAGCAGCCUGAGAACCUGGUCUUGGGCCUACCUCCCCAGCCCGAGGGAGGGAAGUCAACAGCCAAUCUUAUAGCUCUACAUCACCCCACUAACCCACUUGGCAUCCAGGAGCUGGUAGCCAUGUCUUCUGAGCUUGACACCUAUGCCAUUACUAAAAAAGUCAAAGAGGUGUUGACAGACAAUAAUCUAGGACAGCGUCUUUUUGGAGAGACCAUUUUGGGUCUGACUCAAGGCUCUGUGUCGGACUUGCUGUCACGGCCUAAACCCUGGCACAAACUUAGCCUCAAAGGCAGGGAACCAUUUGUGCGCAUGCAGUUGUGGCUCAAUGAUCCUCACAAUGUUGAAAAGUUGAGGGCUAUGAAAAAGAUGGAAAAGAAAGCUUACCUGAAGCGACGUUACGGGUUACUGAGCACAGGCUCAGACAGUGACUCGCCCAGCACUCGCUCAGAGUGUGUGAGUCCAGCCUUAGCCUCGCUGGACCUGUGCUCAUACGGUCAGGUGAAGAAGCCUCGAGUGGUGCUUGGAGCGGAGGAGAAAGAAGCCCUGAGGAAGGUCUACCUCUUGGAGCCGUAUCCCUCUCAGAAUACCAUUGAGAUGCUAGCAGCCCAGCUCCACCUCAAAACCAACACGGUUAUCAACUGGUUCCACAAUUACAGGUCCAGGAUGCGACGCGAAGUGCUGAUGGAGGGUCUGCCCGACAACGACACGGACGCCGAGCACCACAGCUACUCGCCUUCACUGACGAGGAGCCCCCACUCUGACGGGGAAGAGAGGAGGUCGCAGCAACCCUCAGGACACAACCGCUCCAGCCUUCCCCCCAGCAACAUUGCACUUCCUUAUGUCAAACAAGAGGAAGCGGACGGAGAAAACGUAGGGGAAGUAGGGGCGGAGGACUCGUCGAGACAAACGAGCGCUCAGUGUUUUUCCACUACAGUGCAAUUUCCCCAGUUUAAAAGCGAGCGGGAGGACCCCGGCGUCGACUGUCGUGAGCCCCUCUCAACUGGCCAGGAAGAGGAGAUAAGCAGUCAGCUUGCUGUGUACAAUAGCAGCACCUCAAUAGACACCCCCCAGAGAGUGAAUCAAUCCAGGCACGAGGGGGAAGACUCCAGAAAGUCACCCGUCGACCCGCUCAGCUUCAAGGCCUCGUCGGAAGCCUGCCGCAGCAGUUUGGAGAUCGCCCUCAACUCUCCUUCUGCUGCAUCCUCCCCUGGUCUCAUGAUGUCAGUCUCUCCCGUGCCCUCUUCCUCUGCUCCCAUAUCCCCCUCGCUGCCGAACCCGCCCUCAACGAGCACCAAUCACAGCCUGGACCCGAAUGCGCCCCCUCCUUUCCAAAGCCCUAAGCUCAAUAGAAGCACUCAGAGACGCAAUGAGAAAAUGGCAAACCUCAAUAAUAUCAUUCACAGGUUAGAGAGAGCCGCCAAUCGUGAAGAAACACUAGAAUGGGAAUUUUAAGUCCCCGUCGACUUGUUUGUAGUGCUGUCGGGCUUCUGAGAAAAGCUUCCUGAAAGGCUUGCCCUCCCAAGCUGAAAACUUGAUAAAAAUGGGAACUCGAAGCAAACAUGACGCUCGCCAUCCCACAAGAACUUCAAGUCGGGGAUUAAAAGUUUAUAAAUGUGUGUUUGUUUCCUUCUUUUUUAUUAUGUAUGACUUUGAGCUACUGUAUGUAUGACAGCAAGCUGUCCUUUUAUCUACUGGACUUGACAAGGAGACUUUCGCAGCUAUGGUGUCAUAAAGAUGUACACUGAAAUCCUGUAGAUUGCCACUGGGUGAGAUUAAAAAGACCCCUGUCUUAAAGCCAUUAAAAGCACUAUAACUAUUUGAAAGGGACGUUGACCAAAUUUGCUACUUUUUGAAUAGCAAUUUUUCAGAUUUUGUCUUUGAGACUGGACUGAUAAGUCAAGUAACAUGUAAUCCUUUCACCGACUGAGAAAUAGUCCCUUAAGACUCUAAAUAUUCAACACCUUGUAACGAAUUCUUUGGUGAUAUGUUUUAAACUAUUUGUAACUCACGUAUAAAAUGUGGUUGUACAUGUUGUAGAAUUGUCUGCAAUAGCCUUCUGGAAACCUGAUGUAGCAUGGUACUCACUUGACCCUGUUAUCCUCUGUAGUUAGUCUCCCGUGCUAAUACUUGAGUGAAAACGAGACAAAAAAUGUUGAAAACCUCACAAAAAAAGGAAGUGACAAAUAUAAUAAGUGGAGUACUUUUGACAAGUUUCUUUUCCUCUUUCCUUAAACUAAUAAUGAGAGUUGCUGUUGAGGACCUUGUGCUUAGGGUAGUCAGUAUAACAUACUACAUGCAAGCACAGUUUACACAGUUCCUUCAUUCUCAGAUGGAGGGUGACCAGGACACACGAGACAAGUUAGACAACUCAUGCCAAUGACAGCGAUAGAAGUGGCAAUGAAAUAGUUAUUUCUUAUGUGGGAUACAGUGGGGCAAAUAAGUAUUUAGUCAACCACUAAUUGUGCAAGU